AUUGCCACCGCCACUGCUAGCAAUCUCUCCGCCAUGGCUUUAUCAAUGGAAAACGAAGCCACCGCCACCGAGGCUCGAUUUGCGCCCGUCACUCGCGAGCGAAGGGUCCGCAACGACCUCGAAACCACAAUCCCCAAGCCAUAUUUGGCGAGGGCGUUGGUGGCGCCGGACACCAGCCACCCGACAGGGACGGUGGGGCAUAAUCACUAUGGAAUGACAGUUCUUCAGCAGCAUGUCGCCUUCUUCGACCAAGAUGAUAAUGGCGUCGUUUACCCUUGGGAGACUUACGUUGGGCUAAGAGCGAUUGGAUUCAACAUGUUAGCGUCCCUAAUUAUGGCAAUUAUUAUAAAUAUGGCCAUGAGCUACCGUACUCAACAAGGAUGGAUCCCAUCACCCUUUCUCCCGAUCUACAUUUACAACAUUCACAGAGACAAGCAUGGGAGCGACACUGGAACCUACGACACUGAGGGACGGUACGUGGCGGCGAAUUUCGAGAACAUUUUCAGUAAGUUCGCUAGAACACAGCCAGACAAGCUGUCCCUUGGUGAGCUAUGGGACAUGACUGAAGCCAACCGUCUAGCUUUCGAUCCCUUCGGAUGGGUGGCAUCCAAACUCGAGUGGUUCAUACUAUACGUGCUAGCCAGGGACGAGGAUGGCUUUCUCUCUAAGGAGGCUAUAAGGAGAUGUUAUGAUGGGAGCUUGUUUGAGUAUUGUGCUAAGAUGAAUCUGAGUGCUCAGUCCAAGAUGUAUUGAGCUCAACCUCCUCAUCUGUUCAUUACUACUAUCCAACUCAACUCAUGCACAGCUAAGCUCAGCUCAUGUUUCCUCUGUAAAUUACUGAUAUAUAGAUUGUGCAACCAAGAAGGAACAACAGAAUAAGAGCUUUGGUUGUGUUAAUUUCUUUUCUUGUUUGUCUAGGCUUCUAAAUGUCAUCUAUAUGUAUAUAUGUCUUUAGUUGAGGUAUUUAUAUGCAACAACAUGGUGUUUUGGGUGCUUCAA
Cucurbita pepo subsp. pepo (vegetable marrow) is the source of this 999-nucleotide messenger RNA. Its product is annotated as peroxygenase. Gene Ontology annotation, molecular function: calcium ion binding; monooxygenase activity. Lineage: Eukaryota; Viridiplantae; Streptophyta; Magnoliopsida; Cucurbitales; Cucurbitaceae. The record is from RefSeq and is a predicted model, not a curated record.